Molecule: messenger RNA, 1533 nt
Organism: Cordyceps militaris CM01
Lineage: Eukaryota; Fungi; Ascomycota; Sordariomycetes; Hypocreales; Cordycipitaceae
Exons: 4
Coding region: 1-1533 (510 amino acids)
Source: RefSeq, a predicted model, not a curated record
AUGCCUGCCGUCGUCGGCAUUCCCUCUAGCUUUGGCGCGGCCAUUCCUGCUGCAACACCAUGGCCCUUUACGACUGCGUAUAGUCGCGUCAACAUUACAGAGACAGCAUGGCCUCAUUGUGCACAACAAUGCCCCUCGUUCGACGAGGCAUGUCUGUGUGAGAUACAAACGAAGAGAACCAUCGACCAUUGCGUCUUGGGCUCGUGCGGGAUGCCAGAGGCGAUAUGUACGACGACGGGCCGGUCCCAACUUCUUCCCAGCUCUGCGUGUCUCCCGGCUAACUUUCCUUCUCCAGUCACGAGAAACAUGACAGAAACGGCAUGCGGCACGCCAGUGCGCAGUCAAACCACCAAGCUCAAAACCAUGACCAUUGCCAUGACACCAGUCACCAUCCUCUUUGUGACUCUGCGACUCAGCUACAAGCACUUCUUCAGCGCUCCCCUACCGCUGACGUACAAGAACUUCUUCAGCGCGCCCCUGCGCACCACGUACGAGCAAUUUUCCAGCGCAUCGCGGCACAUCCACAGCGAGGAAUGGACCUUCAUCGCCGCCAGCAUCGUUGGUCUCUCCGCCCUCGCCGUCAUCCUCUUUGGCAUCACUUCCAAUGGCAUGGGCACCGACGUCUGGGGCCUUGACCUGCCCACACUGGUCGCCUUUCGGCAGUACUUUGUCGCUAUCCAGGUCUGCUACGUCGUAUUGAUGCUGCUAUUGAAGACGACGUGCGCCCUCUUUUACCUCAAUAUUUUCUUUGGGCGCAGGAUACGCACUGUCAUUUGGGCGACUGUCAUUGUUCACGUCGCCAUCACUACCGUCUGCACCCUCGUCAUCAUCUUUCAGUGCGUACCGAUACGGUACCAGUGGGACAAGUUGGAGCAUAUACAUGAUGCUUCGGUAUCAGGACGUUGCAUUAACAUCAAUGCCGCCGCUUGGGUCAACAGCACCUUUAGCGUCGCGUCCGAUCUGUGGCUGCUUGCCAUUCCGAUGAGCCAGCUGCACAAGCUGCAACUACACUGGAAAAAAAAGGUCGGAGCCGUGCUCAUGUUCAUGGCCGGUAUUACUGUCACGGUCGUUUCUUGCCUCCGCCUCAAGUCUGUUCAGUACUACUCUUCGACGUCAAAUCCAACUUGGGACCAGUUUGAUAUCAUGUACUGGUCAACAGUGGAGAUUGAAGUUGGAUUCAUCUGCAGUACACUACCAGCGAUUCGUCUCCUCCUCGUUCGAUUUGCUCCGCGAAUAUUUGGGUCGCAAGCAAGCAAUCCUGCGUACGUUGAAAUCCACCCAAGAGCCAACCUGGAACAACAAACGGGGCUCUUUGACGAUGACGGGCCGCCCCGGCCGAAGCCGCCGCCCACUCCCACCACAACGUCGACUGAAGCGAUUCUGAAGCCUCCGGAGCGCGUUUUGGACACUACCCGAAAGCGGGCGGAUGUGGACGAUUUCAUGCCGACAGUUUACAGUUUCGAGGGACGACCCAUGGGACUACGGCUGGCGCGGGCGAAGCUGCCCAACAACUGGAGAUACAGUCUGCCAUGA